Symbiodinium sp. CCMP2456 is the source of this 1641-nucleotide messenger RNA. The record is from the annotation of a GenBank genome assembly. Lineage: Eukaryota; Dinophyceae; Suessiales; Symbiodiniaceae.
AUGUCCGAUUGCCGGUCGAAGGGCCUCCACUACACGGUGAAGUACAUUCGUGACAAGCGUGCAUCUGGAGUCGAGUGUUUGCUUUGUGGGUUGAUUGGGACUUUGGACACCGUUAAGAAGGUCCCGUGCUUGCCCUCCAGCCCCGGAUCUGCUGACAAGGGCCCUGAGACUGUUGCGGCGCCCACACACGCUGAGCAAGCUUGCCAGGAUGCUGAUGCAUUGGCUAGUGCAGAGUUACAGUUUCGGGAAUGGCAAGAGAUCGAGGACAGGAAGUGUGCAGAGGAGUUGGCAGAGCUGCAAAGGCAGGAAGCCGAACUUGAGCAAAUGGUUCUUUUGCAGAAGCUGCAGGCAGAGGAGGCGGAGCUAGAGGCACUGCUCCUUGAGCAGAGAGCUUUGGCUCUAGCCGAACGAACGGUUGCCAAGAAGCUUUUUGAUGACACCACCCCCGAGCCUAGUGACUGCCCCAGGCGAGCCCAAGCGCGCAGCCAGCUAGAAUCGGAAGCCCCGCAAGCCGAAUCUGAUGGUGCACACCCGCCACUGGUUUCUGUAGCGCCCCCGCAAAUGGACUUGCCAUACGGCACAGAUGAUAUGGACACGUGCCCGAUGAUGCUUGGAUAUGGGGAGGAGAUGAUGUCUGUGAAGGUCCCUACCGAUCUCAAGCCGGAGGUUCGUGAUGAGCAGCCUGCGGCUUCCGUUGAGCCGCACGUUCAGGUUACCAUUCAUAUGGGGGAUCAGAACAUUGAGACCAGCAAGACCGACCAGGGAGUUGGGGAUUCCGACAAGAUCGACGGGGUUUCCAUCAAGACCGACAGGGUAGCUGGGGAUUCCGACAAGAUCCAUGGGGUUUCCAUUCAGACCGAGGAGGGAGCUGGGGAUUCCAACAAGAUCCGUGGGGUUUCCAUUCAGACCGACAAGGGAGCUGUGGUUUCCGAUAAGAUCGGGAUGAGCAUCGAGAUCGAGCCCAAGCCUUUGGAUUCCGAUGGGGCUGGUGGGGAUAUGAGCAAGCCUGUUUCCUGGCAUAAGGUUUCCGAGAUCCCCAAUGCCAGCGACAAGGAGGAUCGACCACACGCAGAGGUUGGAGAGAAGCCGGCUGAUGUUUCUUCCACGAAGGUGUGCAGAUUCGGAAAUACCCAGCUAGGUGCUGCCUCCCUGUCCUGCAAGCGCACCGUGCCGGAGGAGGAGGCCAAGACUGAUGAAGAGGAUGACACUAAGGAUGAUGAUGCUGACAGCUCCGGUGGCACAAAGACCCGGGCAGCCCAGGGACGAGGUCACAAGCCCCCGCAGCGCAUCAGCCAAGCGAGGCAAGAAGAGCAAGAAAGCUGCAACGGCAAAGGCAAGAAGAACAAGGCAGCUGCAACAACAGAGGAUGAGGAGAAACCUGAUGCAAAGGCCUCGGACAGGACUGAUGAGGAACAGGCUCGUCGGCAGAAGCUGUCGAGGAAGAGUGUGGCAUAUCACAAAGCCAAGACCGAAGCAAAAAGGGCAGGCAUAUCGGCAGACCGAGUGAUUCGCAUGGUGCGUGAGCAUGUGCGAGAUGGAGUUGUGAUCGAUGGUGAGCAGCCGGCAGCCGCGGUUUUCACCGGGGGAUGGACAAGCAACAUGGGCGUGGUUGACCUCGUACAGCAUUAUGCGAAGGCAUAA